UUUUUCUCCAUGAACAUCAAAUGUAUUUUUCUCACAUUUCAAUGAGAAUUAGGUCAUGAUCACAUCGCCUGCAUUGUCUGUUCUGAGAAAUAGUAUCGUGAAUCCGGUGUGGGAGAGCAGUUCUUCAGGGGAGAAGGGCGCAACGAUAAUCAACAAGCCAUUUCUUCAUCUCGUCUCUCCCUCAGACCCUUUAAGGCAGGCUAAUCGUAUACCCAUAAAGAUUUUGAAAAUGCUUACCGCACGGGGAGGUCAUAUUUUGCACCCGGAGUACCUUCAACCUUUGCCAUCAACCCCUAUCAGUCCCAUCGAGCUGGAUGCAAAGAAAAGUCCGUUGGCUCUCUUAGCACAGACCUGCUCUCAAAUCGGUAAACCAGACCCUUCGUCCUCUUCCAAAAUCUCAUCCGUAACCUCAAAUGGAUCUAGUGACAAAGAGACCAAACCCGGACCACUAAAAAUGAGUGACAUUGGAAAUGAAGACAAAUCUAGCUUCAAACCCUACGCCAAAUCAUCGGAGAAGAACAAGGACUCCUCAUUCGGCAGCGGCAGUCUAAGUGGAGAUAAAGGUAGUUUCCGAGUUCCUAGCGCCACCUGCCAGCCGUUCACCCCCAGGACAGGCAGCCCCAGCUCCUGCCACUCUGUGUCUCCGCUGCCGUCAGAUGGUAAGCAGGGAGACACCGAGGAAAAGAAGAAGGAAUUUGAUAGCAAUAAAAACAGUACAACGGAGAGCAGCAGCAAUCACAGCCGGAUAUGUGGGGUUAAUGGUGAGGUUAACCAACGCCAGGAGAACACUUCUGGUUCAAAGGCUAUCACAUCAGACUCACUCACAUCUGUCUCCUCGUCAUCAUCUGUUCUGGGUUCAGGAGGACUCGUAGCGCCCGUCUCCCCCUACAAACCUGGUCACAGUGUUUUUCCCCUACCGCAUUCCGGCAUGACCUACCCUGGAAGUUUAGCAGGUGCGUAUGCAGGCUAUCCCCAACACUUUCUCCCUCAUGGAAUGACUUUAGACCCGACGAAAUCUAGCAGUCAACUACUAAGCGCUCAGUUUGCCGCUGCCAGCCAACUUCAGUGCAGUAAGUCUGGGAGCCCCUUGUCCAGGUCUUCUCCUCCGUCUCUAAUGUCUGCUAGCCUGUGCAGAGACCCGUACUGCCUGAGUUACCACUGCCCGAGCCACUUAUCCAGUGCCUCGCAGUGCCAUGAAUCCUCGGCUUUGAAGUCAGGAUACCCCCUCAUGUACCCAACUCACCCUUUGCAUAGCGUGCAUUCCUCGCCGCCAUCUUUUGCUGGACACCCGUUAUACCCAUAUGGCUUCAUGCUCCCAAAUGACCCUCUGCCACACGUCUGUAAUUGGGUGUCGGCGAACGGACCUUGUGACAAGCGUUUUUCUUCCUCAGAAGAGCUUCUCAAUCACCUAAGGACUCACACUGCUUUUGCGGGGACGGAGAAGUUGAUAUCAGGGUACCCGGGUUCAUCUUCGCUAGCCAACGCUGCCGCGGCCGCCAUGGCUUGCCAUAUGCACAUGCCCCCGAACGGGGGGCCGGGAAGCCCUGGAGCGCUCACACUCAGGAGCCCGCAUCACCCUAUGGGACUGAGCACGCGCUAUCACCCCUAUUCAAAGAGCCCCCUGCCACCCGGCGCAUCGAUUCAGAUGCCCGCUGCAACAGGUUCAUAUUACUCUCCCUAUGCCUUGUAUGGACAGAGACUCACCACGGCAUCGGCAUUAGGAUACCAGUAGAAGAUGCAGGACAGACGGACAGACGGACAAUAACAAUACAUUUAUAAAGGAGAAUCGAGGCCUAAAUUACAUUAUAUUGGGUGUAUUUCAUGCAGGACGGGAUCCGCGGGCUCAAUGUAUUUAUUUGCGAUAGCUCCAAGCGUGACAAAAAUAAAGUAAUUAUAAUAUAAUUGGUAAGAAGCUCAAGGUGCAUUCUUUUUGUUUUUUUACAGUUAAGAUGUAGGCUUUAUUUGAGCACGCCAUUUUGAUGUUACAUUGACAUUACAAGUCAGUGUGUAUAUGUUGUUUUUUGAAAUGCUAUUUUUUUUACUUUUAUGUUUCCAACAUACAAAAGUCUGCAGCCUAUUCGUUAUUUUUUUAAUUAUGUUUUUCAUCGGAAAUGUGGUCGCCUAUUUCUGUGUCUGUUGGGCCUAUACCGCACAUUGCAAAUCACUUUUCCACGUUAGGCUAUGCCUUAGAAUGACAUGUUUAGAUCAUUUUUCGGGUAAAUUGGGCUAUC
Molecule: messenger RNA, 2231 nt
Organism: Salvelinus namaycush (lake trout)
Lineage: Eukaryota; Metazoa; Chordata; Actinopteri; Salmoniformes; Salmonidae
Product: zinc finger protein 503-like
Exons: 2
Coding region: 56-1732 (558 amino acids)
Biological process (GO): negative regulation of DNA-templated transcription
Cellular component (GO): nucleus
Source: RefSeq, a predicted model, not a curated record